This is a messenger RNA of Hydractinia symbiolongicarpus, 1139 nucleotides long. Its product is annotated as integumentary mucin C.1-like. The record is from RefSeq and is a predicted model, not a curated record. Lineage: Eukaryota; Metazoa; Cnidaria; Hydrozoa; Anthoathecata; Hydractiniidae. The transcript has 2 exons. The coding region runs from base 361 to 921 and encodes 186 amino acids.
AAUUUUGACGUUUUUGUCUAGUCGGUAAAAUGAGCUGCGAAAAAAUUAAUACGACAAUGUUAAUAUUCUAUCUCACAGGUCGUGAACGUAACUUUAACAAACGAGAUACUGAUAGCUUGGGCGUUAAAUACGAUCCGAAAUCAGUUAUGCACUAUGGCAAGUAAGUGUUCAUCAAUGUUUUCUAUAUUUAAACUGAAAACCUAAGACGGAAGCCAUGUGUGUAGCGUUAUCUAAUAAUGUUUUAUUCAAUUAAUAUUUAGCAAUGCUUUCUCAAAUGGUAAUGGUCAAACAAUAACUUGGAACGAUGACCCGACUUUGUCAUUGGGCGGAGAUGUAUUGACUGAAAAAGAUAUCGAACAAAUGAAUUUAUUUUACGAAUGCAAUGUCCAAACUACCGCAACUGCGACCACUGCGCCGGCUACGACUGCUACUUCCAUUACCACUACUCCUGAAAUAAUCACUACUACUGCUCCUACAACAACCACACCUACAACUGCUCCUACAACAACCACUACCACCACCACUACAACAGCCACUACCACCACACCCACUACCACUACUCCUGAAACAACCACUACCACCACACCCGCUACCACUACUACUGAAACAACUACUACUCCUACCCCUACUCCUACAACCACCACUACCACCACACCUCCAACAACCACUCCUACCACUACCACCACACCUCCAACAACCACUACCACCACACCUGCAACAACUACAACUGAAACAACCACUACCACUACUCCAACUACUCCUGAAACAACCACUACCACUACUACUGCUCCUACAACAACCACACCUACAACAGUUUGUCGAGAUAGAUCAAUAUUUUGCUAUUUGGUUGAAAUCCGAAGAACAACAUUAUGUCUCAGCCUCGGAACAAUUUGUCCUCGCUCAUGUCGCUUAUGUGGAUGAUAGAGAACAGCUGAGAAGAGUUAAAGAUUGUAUGAUUAUAAGGAUUAUAUAAUUUUUGGGUGAAUGCGUCACAAUUAAUUGAGAGAGAGGAAAGAUAUCAGUCUAAAACCGACUUUUAGCUUUGUUGCUAGUGUUCUCUUUCUUAAUCUAGCUGGCAAUCUGACAACUUUAAGCAACUUGUCAUUCGUUAUUUCUUUGUAUCGGUUUGUUCCGUUACU